AUGCUUCAGAAGCUCACCCUAACCGAGAAUUCUGCUCAAUUGUCAGAAAUAUCCAGCAAACUGCGACGUUCCAAGAAAAUAAUAAUAGUAACGGGUGCAGGAAUAAGUACAAGUGCUGGCAUACCGGAUUUUCGGUCGAAAGACGGCCUGUACGACCUCAUUAAGCAGAAAUAUCCUCAAUUAAAACUAAAAGGGCAUGAACUUUUCGACAGACUCGCCGUAAACCAAAGCCCUUUACACACAGAAGCGUUCUGCACGUUUAUGGGUGAGCUAAAGAAGACCGUCUCGAAAGCACGUCCGACCCGAACACAUAAAUUUUUUCGAAAAUUAGCAGACAAGAAGCAACUAAUCCGCUGCUACACACAGAACGUCGAUGGUCUAGAGAAUGCAGCAGGAUUGGAAGUCAUCAAAGUGCAUGGUGAUAUGAACCAGCUGAUUUGUCAAUUUUGUAAAGGAAUUGUAUUGUUUGAUAAAAAAUAUAUUCGAACUUUCGAAAAUGGGCAAAUGCCCGAAUGUCCUUCAUGUAGCCGCGAAGAGAACGAACGGCGUGAACAGGGUAAACGCCCACACAAAAUCGGCAGACUUCAUCCAAACAUUACACUCUACAACGAUUUUGACGAUUCUCGUGGUUUGCAGAUUCAAAAGUACCUUUGCGCUGACGCUCGACGCAAACCAAAUUUUCUUCUAGUAAUGGGUACCAGCCUCAAGGUCCACGGAUGUCGACAACUAGUCAAAGAUAUAGCAUCAUGGGUUCAUGCUAACGAGGGUAUUGUCGUCUUUGUUAAUCGAACAGAAAUGACAAAAGAGUGGAAUUUUGUUUUUGAUUAUCAGGUGAUGGCAGACAUUGAUUCUUGGGUAGAGCUGGUCGAGAAGGAGGCUGGGUACGAUAAAAUUCAGGCCCUUAUUGAUUUUCCAGCGACAAAGGCUGGCAAGAAUGGAAGAGUUCGAAAGAAAAGGAAAACUAAAGAGAUUGACGCAGGUAUUGUUAUUCGAUUCAUAAGAAAGGAGAAUGGGGGAGGAAGAGGGUGA
Molecule: messenger RNA, 1029 nt
Organism: Paraglomus brasilianum
Lineage: Eukaryota; Fungi; Glomeromycota; Glomeromycetes; Paraglomerales; Paraglomeraceae
Source: the annotation of a GenBank genome assembly